Messenger RNA from Colletotrichum navitas, 1852 nucleotides. RefSeq lists its product as uncharacterized. The coding region runs from base 74 to 1852 and encodes 592 amino acids. Gene Ontology annotation, cellular component: plasma membrane. Gene Ontology annotation, biological process: sodium ion transport; potassium ion transport; monoatomic ion transmembrane transport. The transcript is spliced from 10 exons. The record is from RefSeq and is a predicted model, not a curated record. NCBI's taxonomy places the organism in Eukaryota, Fungi, Ascomycota, Sordariomycetes, Glomerellales, Glomerellaceae. Gene Ontology annotation, molecular function: nucleotide binding; P-type potassium transmembrane transporter activity; P-type sodium transporter activity.
CUUAUGCUGCCCUGAAGCCCAUUUGAAAAUGCGAAACUAUGGCAUUGUUUGUCUGUGAACCGGCUGAAGCGCAAUGACCAUGGUCCUCAUCUUGGCCAUGGCCGUCAGUUUUGGCAUCGACUCCUGGAUUGAAGGCGGCGUCGUCACCUUUGUCAUCCUCCUCAACGUCGUCGUCGGCUUCUUCCAGGAGUUUUCCGCCGAGAAGACGAUGGAUUCGCUCCGCUCCCCGAGCUCUCCGACAGCCAGCGUCGUCCGCGACGGCAAAACAAUGGUCGUGCCGUCCAGCGAGAUCAUCCCCGGCGACCUGAUCGAGAUUAAGACAGGUGACACCAUCCCCGCAGACGUCAAGCUGAUUGAGGCCGUCAACUUCGAGACCGACGAGGCUCUGUUGACCGGCGAGUCCCUCCCCGUUCGGGAGAAUGCAGUCUUUGCAUCACGUUUCGGCUGGAACCGUCUGCGUCUCACCACGGGCGAGACGCCUGAAUGGAGCGAGAUCGCCGAGGUGCCCUUCGACUCAGAUGCCAAACGCAUGUCCGUCAUAAUGAAGCACAACCCGACCGGCGAGUAUCACGCCCACACGAAGGGCGCCGUCGAGCGGGUGAUCCAGAUCUGCAAAAAAUCCACCCCAGAGGACUCGGGAAAACUCGCCGACGUCACGCCCGAGUUCCACGAGGAGAUCCUCCGCAACAUGGAGGCCCUCGCCGGCCUCGGCCUGCGCGUGCUCGCGCUCGCGAGCAGACCCUUCGACAACAGCACGCCCACCAAGGGCGACAAAGUUGAGCGAGCCUCUGUUGAGCGCGACCUUUGUCACGAGGCUGGCAUCUCGGUGCAUGUGCUCACUGGCGACCACCCGGAAACUGCAAAGGCUAUUACUAUUGAGGUGGGCAUCCUACUAUCCCGCAUGGAUUGCGUUGUGCGCAACGUCGCCGACGCCAUGGUCAUGACGGCGUCCCAGUUUGAUGCCCUGACCGAUGACGAGGUCGACAGGCUGCCUGUUCUCCCACUUGUCAUCGCGCGAUGCAUCCCCAGCACUAAAACUGGCGACGAUUCAGGGUCCGAUGUUGCUAAGGACGCUUCGGAUAUCGUCCUGACCGACGACAAUUUCGCCUCCAUCGUCACCGACAUCAAGGAGGGUCAGCAAAUCUUCGACAACAUCCAAAACCUCACCUUCAAGGACGCGAGAGGGCUGUCCAUCUUCCCGCCCACGCCCGUCGAAAUCGUCUGGAUCAUCAUGGCGACCUCAGGCAUGCCUGACAUGGGCCUCAGCUUCAAGCAGGCGAUCCCCAACAUUAUGCGCCAACCACCCCAGUCACUGAAGACAGGCAUCUUCAACGCCAAGUUCCUGGUUGACAUGGUUGUCUACGGCCUGUGGAUUAUGGCCCUCUGCCUCUCUAGCUUCUCGCUUGUUGUCUACAGCUUCGGCGAUGAACGGCUUGGGGAGAACUGUAACGGGAGCCACAAUGAGACCUGCGACAUCGUGUUCCGCGCCCGCGCCACAACGUUCGCCUGCCUAACGUUGUUCGCGCUCUUUCUAGCGUGGGAGAUGCCCGGGUCCAAGAAGUACUUUACCCAGUGGAUGAUUGACGUCCGGCGGAACAAGUUCCUGUUCUGGGCCAUCAUCAUUGGGUUCGUCACCCUGUUCCCGCUGCUAUACAUCCCCAUCAUCAACACAUCAUCGCCGCGGCUCUCUUCUUCGACGAGCCGCAAGACAUUAGGCGUCGCGUGGAAAGACAUGGACAUAGAGCAGAGGGUGUUUGGAGAGUACCUUGGCGGCCCCUCCGACGAUGACCACCACACCGAGGUCGGCUACUAUGACCCUGACAUGGAGAAGAAGGAGGGAUCGGGGAAAUGA